Messenger RNA from Pomacea canaliculata, 1480 nucleotides. RefSeq lists its product as uncharacterized. The coding region runs from base 107 to 1009 and encodes 300 amino acids. The transcript is spliced from 7 exons. The record is from RefSeq and is a predicted model, not a curated record. Lineage: Eukaryota; Metazoa; Mollusca; Gastropoda; Architaenioglossa; Ampullariidae.
UAUAAAAGUUGUGAAUCCGAUCAGGGCUAAGUGUUCUGAGUAUGUGCCACUGAAGAGUGUCACUGCAAACAUUACUAAAAGACAACAGUUUCAACAGAAGAACAAAAUGACGAUUUUUCGCUCACUAGCACUACCGAUCUUCGUGGUCCUCAUCAGGACACUCGUAGAGACUGACGUCAGUUCCGCUCAACAGGCACAGACCAACAACGCUUCUCACCUGUUACACGACCAGAUAACGAACCUCUUGAAGGGGAACCCCACACCUCAACAGGUGCGGUGCGUUGUAUGUGCUGGCCUCGCUGACGACGUGGCGCAGUGUCGAGAUGUUAGGGAUGUCGGACGCUGCAUUACUAACAGUAGUACUCCGAUCAGCGCGACAAGAAAGAAACGACAUGCGAGCCGUCGCUGGAAUCCAUUUACGUGGAACAACUUUCCAAGCUUUCCACGUUUCCAAACCGUCCUUCCUGGUUCGGGUCAAGGAAGGCCCGUCAUCUGCCCUCAGCAAAUGCCCCAGAGCUUUAAUUACGCCCUGAGCUCGGAUGCUACAGGUUAUCCGAUCAUUGAUCUUGCCACUGAGAUUUCAAUAAACCCUUUAAUAGACUGCCUUUCCCAACAAGUUGUAUUUGAAGAUGACCCUCCACCGCUGUAUAACGAUCCCUUCAUUCAGGAGUCCAGUUACACCUGUCCGUUCGUAGAGCUUCGACUUUACAGUUAUUACAGUCUUAACGCCCGAUCCAGAUGUUGGGUCAUGCAGACGUUCCAGGAAAUCAUCAUGUACAAACUCUGCACUACCAGAUUCUGCCAAAAGUGCGACAUACCUUCCACAAGCUCCUGGCCGUGGUACGGGUUCUCAAGAAAUCAGACGGUGAACCUGUGCACUACAGAGUACAAGCGGGUGUCUCUGUGGGCCUACUGCCCAGACCUCAACUCUGGCGAGCGCAUCGUCUGGGAUCGCAUCAUCCUCCCAGUGUGUUGCCGCUGUCAGCCAGUCAACUGCACCGUAACUUAAGGAGAAAUGACUAGGUUAAUUUCUCACUGUCUCCUCAAAUAGUGCUUCACGCAGUGCCUUUAUAUUUAAGUUCUUUGUUAAUUAGUUUUUUAGGCCUCUCAAAACUUUUGAUCUCACCCUGUUUGAGAGAGACAACUGAAAUGCUUCUCACACAUACCGCCGAGUCCUGAGCGAGACAGUUUUAUCUUUUCUAUUCUGUUUUGAUUGGCUUAAUAAUCUUUAAUAUUUUAAAAAGCUAAUGAUCUCAGCCUGUUAAACACAGUUAAGACACCCAGUACAACUUACCUUCAAGAUUAUAAAAGACAAUUUACUGGUAGACUCUAUAACUGCUCAAGUUCAUUAUUAAGUGUAUUGUUAUAAAAUAAGGAAAUGUUAUUGUAAAUUGUAUGCUAGCUAGUGGGACACAUAUCUAAAUAUAAUUCAAGAGAGAAAUAAUUGUUGUCAUUUAGUAUUUUAUUAACUAAACUUUAA